AUGGCGAAUAACUCCACUACCACCAACGAUAAUCUUUUCUCAUCAUUGAUUUCCGACAUCAAAACCUACAAUGGUUCAGAUCCUCUUCUUCCAUGGCUCCGAGGAAUUAGGACGAUGAUAGAUGCGUUACCUCCUCAGCUACUCAAACAAAAACUUCCUCGAUUUCUUCAAAAAUGCGCUCAAACUUUUGAAACAGAUCUCCGUUACAGCAAUGAUUUACGCUACCUUCGCGUUUGGAUGAAACUGUUGGAUUUUGUUGACAACCCUGGUGCUGUUCUGGAGAACAUGAAGGCGAAUCACAUUGGGAACAAGAGGUCAUUAUUUUACCAGGCAUAUGCUCUUUAUUACGAGAAGAUGAAGAAGUUUACAGAUGCUGAGAAGAUGUACCAUUUAGGGGUGCAGAAUCUUGCAGAGCCGGCAGACGAGCUUCAAAAAUCAUUUGAUCAAUUUCUUCAUAGAAUGGAGCGACACCAAAAAAAGAGGACUCAACGUCAACAAAGGCGAAGUACAGGAGAUCUUUUAGGUGAUGGCAUUAAAGAUAAGGCAGAGAAGAUAUCAGUUAAAGGCAGGCCAACUGAAAGCUUACUGAAGGACAAGAAAGUAAUUUCACAUAAGGAAAAGGAGAAGGGAAAUAUGGGAAAUACUGGGUGUGAAAGUGAUUUAGAGCAGGUAUAUAGGACUGAAGCAGGCCUAGAUGUACAUGCCGGUGAUAACACAGUUGUGUUGAAAUUUGCAAAGACCGCCAUUGUAGGAAAAUCUGAAGCUGAAGAUGCACGCCAUCAUGGUCUCGUGGAGCCCACAAUCAACACGAAAGAGGCCAUGGAUGCAAUAAAUAGCAUGUUUCGUGAGCCUUUAGGCCCAGAACCUUUUCAAAAGUACAGUUCAUAUAAAAGCAAAGCAAAUGGUGGCGACUGCUCGAAGGACAGCUUCAAGGUGUUCAAUGAUGAUGACUCUGGUAUCGGGGUUGAAUCAUCAAAUGAAAAUCAACCAUUGGAGGAACCAUUUCAAAUAUAUUGUGAUGAUGAUGAUGAUGAUGAUGAGAAAGCCAAAUUUGACAAUAAAAUGGCUCCAAACAUGACAAAAGGUGCAUUUGUGUUUCCACAUCCCAAGGAUAUUCCUCUAGAUUGUUCCAAAGAUUCAGAUAAUACGGACAGACUUCCACAAGCAAAAUUUAAAGAAGAUACAGUCGUGUUCCGCUUUGUAGGUUCCACCAUAUCAGAUGAGCCGAAGGUGGAAAACGCAUGCCACCAUGGCCUAGUAGAACCCACAGUAAACUUGAAAGAGGCCAUGGAUGACAUUAAUAGCAUGUUCGGAAAACCAAUAGAAUUUGUAAGAAAGAGAAGACCAAGAAAGCAGGAGAAACCCUUUGAGGAGAAGCAAAACUGCAGCUCCUUUUUGAUACUUCCAGAUGAUGACAUGGACCAUCAUCAACAAAAGAUUUGCCAGCCAACUGGUUCAUCUUCAAGAAAGGAAAACGAUCUUUUUGAGCAGACCGUAUGCACAAAGGAGGCCAUGGAUGAUAUAAACAAGAUGUUUGCAAUGCCAUUGGACUUCUGA
Messenger RNA from Cynara cardunculus var. scolymus (artichoke), 1557 nucleotides. RefSeq names its product probable inactive serine/threonine-protein kinase bub1. NCBI's taxonomy places the organism in Eukaryota, Viridiplantae, Streptophyta, Magnoliopsida, Asterales, Asteraceae. Gene Ontology annotation, biological process: meiotic sister chromatid cohesion, centromeric; mitotic spindle assembly checkpoint signaling. The record is from RefSeq and is a predicted model, not a curated record. Bases 1 to 1557 code for a protein of 518 amino acids. The transcript has 5 exons. Gene Ontology annotation, molecular function: protein kinase activity.